Messenger RNA from Equus quagga, 3174 nucleotides. It is a transcript of the gene DPF3, whose product is annotated as double PHD fingers 3. Bases 1 to 1137 code for a protein of 378 amino acids. NCBI's taxonomy places the organism in Eukaryota, Metazoa, Chordata, Mammalia, Perissodactyla, Equidae. The record is from RefSeq and is a predicted model, not a curated record. Gene Ontology annotation, cellular component: nucleus. The transcript is spliced from 11 exons.
AUGGCGACUGUCAUUCACAACCCCCUGAAAGCGCUUGGGGACCAAUUCUACAAGGAAGCCAUUGAACACUGUCGGAGUUAUAACUCCCGGCUGUGUGCAGAGCGCAGCGUGCGUCUCCCUUUCCUGGACUCGCAGACCGGGGUGGCCCAGAACAACUGCUACAUCUGGAUGGAGAAGAGGCACCGAGGCCCAGGCCUCGCCCCGGGCCAGCUGUACACAUAUCCUGCCCGCUGCUGGCGUAAGAAGAGACGAUUGCACCCGCCUGAGGAUCCAAAGCUGCGGCUGCUGGAAAUAAAACCUGAAGUGGAGCUGCCCCUGAAGAAGGAUGGGUUCACCUCAGAAAGCACCACCCUGGAAGCCUUGCUCCGCGGUGAAGGGGUUGAGAAGAAGGUGGAUGCCAGAGAAGAGGAAAGCAUCCAGGAAAUACAGAGGGUUUUGGAAAAUGAUGAAAAUGUAGAGGAAGGAAAUGAAGAAGAGGAUCUAGAAGAGGAUAUUCCCAAGCGAAAGAAUAGGACCAGAGGACGGGCCCGUGGCUCGGCCGGUGGCAGGAGGAGGCACGACGCGGCCUCUCAGGAAGACCACGACAAACCUUACGUCUGUGACAUCUGCGGCAAGCGCUACAAGAACCGGCCGGGACUCAGCUACCACUACGCUCACACUCACCUGGCCAGCGAGGAGGGGGAUGAAGCCCAAGACCAGGAGACCCGGUCCCCACCCAACCACAGAAACGAGAACCACAGACCCCAGAAAGGCCCGGAUGGGACAGUCAUUCCUAAUAACUACUGUGACUUCUGCUUGGGGGGCUCGAACAUGAACAAGAAGAGUGGGCGGCCUGAAGAGCUGGUGUCCUGUGCAGACUGUGGACGCUCUGGUCACCCAACCUGCCUGCAGUUCACCCUGAACAUGACCGAGGCCGUCAAGACCUACAAGUGGCAGUGCAUAGAGUGCAAAUCCUGCAUCCUCUGUGGGACCUCGGAGAAUGACGACCAACUACUCUUCUGUGAUGACUGUGACCGUGGCUAUCACAUGUACUGUUUAAAUCCGCCGGUGGCUGAGCCCCCAGAAGGAAGCUGGAGCUGCCACUUAUGCUGGGAACUGCUCAAAGAAAAGGCCUCGGCCUUUGGCUGCCAAGCCUAGGGUCCCAGGUCACAGAUGUGACUUGCUGCUGGAGAGGCUGAAUCAGAGCCCAGUUCAAACCAGAUCGAGCCCCUACUCCCAUAUUUCCAAACAGACCAACUGUAGGGAAAAUCAGCAAUGAUGGAGGGCAUGGACAUGUGAAACCAAGAGGGUGAGGUAUCUACUUACCUCGCCCACACAGGUUCGGUACUUCAGCCAGCCCUUUCUUGUUUCUACCAGAAGGAUCUUGAACUUUUGAAGAACAACCUGAGCCCCAGCCCUGUGGAACCCCUCUCACAAUAGCACUGUGGCUCUCUCACUGCUUCCCAUUUUAAGGGAAGCCAUUUUGUGACCACACAUCCGUCAUUCAUGUGUAGUUUGGUGUUUUCUAUCUAUUGUGUCCCAAGAAAUCUUCGCACAGCCUCCCUGCCCCCAGCUUAGGCUCUUCUUCCUGAACUCAGCAGAGGAACAAAGGGCUGUGGAGAAGUUGUUGUUUAUUACAAGCCUCCUUGGAAACUUCUAGACUCACAACCUGGAAGCCAUCUUGAUGACGGAGCCCUGAAAUCCCUCCCUGUUCCUUGGUCUCUGUGAAGAGGAAGAGCCGCUUUCUGGAUCCCCCAGCAGAUAUCCAGAGGUGUCCACAGCCAGGGUGGUCCCUUGAUGGGGCUGGGAAGGGAAGUGGAGGCACUGAGGGGUGGGAGGAAACAUGACAAAGAUAAUUCUGAAGCCCCGCCAUAGCUGGUCAGUAUUUGUUAUCCAUCCGGAGUGGCUUUGCAAGGAAACAGGCUGUGUGGUUCCUUGACCUUUGGAUCUGGGGCAUCCGUGAAGUGGGGCAUCCGAAGCCUAUGGCAGAAGAAGAUGCUAACACUCUGCCUUCCAACCAGCCUGGGUCUGGAGCACUCCCUGGUGGGACUCGAGAGCCAGGGAGGUGAGUGAAGGCUGCCCAGUCAAGAAACUGAAUGUUGGUUCACAAGACUGCAGCUUCGAGAAGCCCUUCACUAUUGAUGUGAUGCUAUGAAUUCCUUGUCCCCGAAAUUUCUUCCUUCCAUAUAGUGUAUGUUUGCCAUUGCCAACUGUGACCUGACUCUGGAAAUUUUAGGAUGGGGGAGAGGUGACUGUUCCCUAAAUAAAUAAUUGGGGCGAUGUGAUUAUUUAUGAUUGGCAUGGCCGUGAUGCAGAACCCUCAGCUGGAGGGCUACUCUCCUUUCCUAAGCUCCCCAGCAUGCGCAAGACUCUUGUUUUGAAAAAAUGUUUCAAGAAGAAAGAGGUGGGGAGGCUCAGAUUCCCAGAAGUCUGUGUUGGAAGUCAGCCCCGCGAGCUGGAGCGGACUGGGCUGACUUUGAAUCUCUGCAGCAGUGGCAACAGCAGCAGCACACAAUAACUGACACGUUUCUGGAAAAAUCAUUUGCCCAAAGGGCAGGUCUCGGGGAGCGGGACCCUCGCGCAUGCUCGGCUUCCCUGAAAUCAGCUCCAUCUCUGUGGUCCGGCUGCUUACAACAAAGGCCGAGGUUAUUUUUAGCCCUCAGCUCCUGAAUAAGCCCCUGGAGGCUCGGGGACUCGGGCUAGGUGGGCUGUGUCUGCCCGGCUGCAGUGUUGGCUCUCUGACUUGGCGAGAGCCUUCCUUCCUGGCUAAUUGCUCUUGGCCAGCAGACCCAGGGCAGCCCGGUGUGGCACCAGCCGUGUUGGUCUCCCCCGGUCCUUUGCAGAGUGACCUGUGGCAAGAGAUGGGGUCAUGCUCCUGCAGGGGUCUUUGGCCUCGGAGUGAGUGACGUGCUUACAUAAUGCUCUCACUUCAAGGGCUCUGUCCAGAUGGGAUUUUCAUCUUCCUCAUAAGAUAGUUCCUUCCCACUGCUGAGUGGUGAACCAGCAGUGGAUCCUGGAGGCCCAGGGAGGGUUUGGGAAGUUGCUGUGUCAUCACACCGUCCAUUUGGCCGGGAGGGUCACACCAGAGGGGCGGACUUCCUCUCCUGAUGGCUCUGGCUCUCUGUCCUCCCCCAGAACCCAAAGUGGGGUGUCCUCAAAGGCCAAUUCUUGGGUUUGAAAAUCGCUUUGAUUUAA